AUGCCGAAGUGGGUUAGUCACUUGAGCAGUGGGUGUUUAUGGUUUCGAUCGAACUCCUCAGUUAAGUUGCCAUCGUUUCGGCCUCACCAUGCACUCCUCUUCAGGCGCCACUUAUCACUUCACCCAUGUUCUACCGCCUCGCCGUUUCUUCGCAUCUCUACCCGUGACGUGCAGUAUGUGCAUUCAAGCGAAACACUAUCUGGGAUUAACAAAAGAAAGCGUAACCUCAACACCAAGUGGGUUACAAAGAGUACUAAGGAGUACAUGCAAGAAGUCGAUGGCAAGGUUCAUAGCGCUUCAUCUAUCUUGACAACGCGGUGGGAUAAACAGAACGAUGUUUCUGCUCAACGUAAAGCCCAGCUUAAGAAAAUAAGAGAGGAGAGUGCCCGUGCCUUUCAGAAUGAGUUAGACCGUAUUGAUGAGGAUAAUAGCCGCCGCUGGAGGAAAGGUUAUAAUUUUUUUAAGCGUCAAGGAUGGCCCUUUGUAAUAUUGUAUUUAUCGGCGUACUUCGUUACGUGGUUCGCUCUUUAUAUCGGUUUCGCUACUGGCUUUUUGAAAAAGGAGGCGGCCUUCGACUAUAUGUUUCUCCUUAUAGGGUCGUACGUGUCUCGAGACCUUUUUUAUCAGAGAAUUGAAGCAUGGGACUCGUACGUAAACGUUGGGUUUGCCUUUGUUAUUAACGAGAUGCUUGAGAUAUUCCGAUUUACCUUGGUGUUGGCUAUGUUUUUGGAGUUCAGGCGCUUUUUCACAGGAGCUAAGAAAAACAUCAAACCUUCAAUAUUCCGUAUGGGGGCCGCGGAGUCGUGA
This is a messenger RNA of Phytomonas sp. EM1, 807 nucleotides long. The record is from the annotation of a GenBank genome assembly. NCBI's taxonomy places the organism in Eukaryota, Euglenozoa, Kinetoplastea, Trypanosomatida, Trypanosomatidae.